AUGCCUCCAUACGUCUACCUUGUGUCCGGUGCUAGUCGAGGAAUAGGGUUGGGUCUAGUCAAAGCUUUGGCCGAUCGCGAAGACACCGUUGUCUUUGCAGGCGCACGGAACCCAUCUGCUGCUGCAGAGCUGCAGAGGUUGGCCGCGGCGAAGCCGGACAAGGUUCACAUUGUGCAGCUCGUCUCCUCGGAUGAAGCUGGCAACAAAGCUGCAGUGGCGCGCAUCAAGAGCGUGGCUGGCCGUCUGGACGUCGUGAUAGCUAACGCAGGGAUCAACAGCUCGGUCGCGUCAGCUCUGGAAACCCCCGCGGAGGAGCUUCGCAAUCAUUUCGAGGUCAACGUCGUCGGAACUUUCAUAUUGUUCCGAGCGUGCUACGAGCUGCUGGCCGCAAGCACCUCGUCGCCGAAGUUUGUGAUGAUUUCGUCUUCGGGGGGUAGCAUCGCGACCGGGGCGCCUAUCCCGCUGCGCAUGCUUCCGUACGGCACGUCGAAAGCAGCGGAAAACUAUCUUGCGCGGAAGCUCCAUUUCGAACACGAGAAGGAUGGGCUUGUUGUCUUCCCUAUUUGCCCUGGUCCAGUGAUGACCGACGCCGCGGAGUUCAUCCUGUCGCAAGAGGAGAUGCUGCGUCAGGUGCCGUACAGAAGCGUGGAUGAAGUCGCACCUGAGCUGCUCGCUCGCGUCGACGAGGCAACCCGAGAGAACUCUGGUGGACAGUUCCUAGACCUCGUCAAGGGAAAACGGAUAGAAUGGUAG
Messenger RNA from Punctularia strigosozonata HHB-11173 SS5, 753 nucleotides. Its product is annotated as NAD(P)-binding protein. The record is from RefSeq and is a predicted model, not a curated record. NCBI's taxonomy places the organism in Eukaryota, Fungi, Basidiomycota, Agaricomycetes, Corticiales, Punctulariaceae. The transcript has 5 exons. The coding region runs from base 1 to 753 and encodes 250 amino acids.